GGCGCACCAGUUGGCGAUUUCAGAGCCAAGUGCCCAGACUACUGAUUUGGCGUUGGUGCGGACGGAACUGUGGUGGAACAAGCCGGCUGCCAGUCAGUCAUUCACGUCCGUGAGUAGAGAUGCAGAUAUCGCCAACACAAUCGUGACUUGACAAACACUUGACUCGGGACUUUGAUGUUCAACUUGGCUACGAUUGUCUCUUGUCCAAAGCAGUUAGACCCAGCAACACCCUAGCCAGGCCACGCGUUCCCCUGCUAAGCGGCCCCAUACUCCGCGUGCCAAGACAGUUCGUCAGCGGGGAGAUCAACCAGUUUCCACUGUUUCGCAGCAAACAGUCAGUGCAACUCUCCAGUGCACCUGAACAUCUCGAAUGAAGAUCUGGCAAAGCAGUCAUAGCUGGCCACCGAGCCACCUCUCCCGAAGGCCUCUCUUUAUGAAAACCAUGUUGGGACUCCUCCGCCCGAAUAGUACCCGCUCCCCGAUGUCCUCGGUUCCGAACAUCUACAAACACCCAAGCGACUAACGGCAAACCUGACACUGGCCUUUUUACCAUAAAUUGGCCCUGCCAUCCCCAAGCAAUCAAACCUGCAGUAUAUAUUGCUCUUGCGGUUGGGACACCGGGCGCCGCAUUCACACCCAAAUGGAUUCCUCUGACGAUUGGGGCGGUUUUGGCCUCAAAGCCAUACCGCGAUUUCACUAGCUCGGGACUCGAAUCAUUAUCUGGAACUGCUAUGGGACUUGAAACUGUUUCGUGGGGUUGGCACUCAUCAGUGUUCAAAAGACAAGUACCUCGACACGCACCCUAGCUUUGCAUCACACUCAGGCGGCUCUUUUCAAUAGAGUAACAUCAUGAUAAGCUUAUGAUGCCAAUGUUGGGGAACUCCGACAGGCCCACUAGGCAAUAUAUUUCAAAGUCUUGUCCUGACCGUUGUCCAGAUCUCAAAAGAAAGAAAACAAGAGUUUCUCAGCAGGUCACAGUGCCGUGGUGAGCCAACCAAUACCAAUCCUUGUCAGUCGCCAUUCAACAUCCACUCAAGGAGAACACCAAUGGUGGGUAGGCAAUAUUCUCGGUCUUGUCUGUCUUAAUACCCAUCGCUACUCGACCGGGCAAGCCGAUCCCAGUCGUCUUGCAGAUGGUCGAGCGGCCCGUAAGCUCUGUACCAUGCCCGGGAGCCGGAACGGAAGCUACAAAAAAAAGCCAUGUCUUCUCCUCAAUCCCAUAUUGUCUUGCUCUCAACCACAAUACUCAUCGCCCCUUACGGAGCUACGGAAUGAUUCAUAAGAGUCUUUCUCUUCAGGACAUAAGGCUGCCCAGCAAAUGCUAUUCGGAGCUCCGGGCCUCGGCGGGUGCUGGGUCUGUUGUUCUGGCGGUUGGAAUAUAAAAACACAGACCGGGAGUGUCAGCCAAGGUGUAAUGGAGCAUGCAGUGCAACCGAUGGCACAAGGUACAAUACCAUGAACCCCAGCACCGGCAACGGUGUGCUAGGUUGGUAAAGCGCUGCGAUAAGUGUCAGUAGACCACCACCCCUGUGCCAAGGAACGAGCCAAGCCAUAAACAAGAUGCAGGGAUUGCAACUGUCCUUUUGCAUAUUACAACACACUCUCAUUGUAUCGGUCUUGUGUAUGUAGCAGUCGCCCAAGAGCCCGCGAGGUAGAGCCGUCUCGGCCUUUUUUUCUGCGCAGAUGGCAAAGAGUAUAUGACAUCAAGGACCUCGCAGAACUAGCUGCUCCUGAUCGCGUCGACUCUUAGGUUGGUGUGUCAGGCCCUCUCCCUUUCAACACCACUUCGCCGAAGGAUCCAGACUAGAGUGAGGCUUGAUCCUACUGGGGAACACAAACAUACUUGUACAGGACGCCACAACAACCCCUUUUGCAGGCCGGUUACUACGUCUGACCCUUGGAAACCAAAACAUUAUGGCUGGAGAUCGUAUCGCUGCCUCUUUGGCGGCCAACCCCCAUAGUGAUCGUGGUGACAAGAAGAGAGUUGUCACCCUCGGCAACGUUCGUCUUCGUGAUCAGGACACGAACGAGAUCAUCCUGAUCCCGACACCUUCUUCUGACCCCAAUGAUCCCCUCAACUGGCCACAAUGGUACAAGUACUAUAUGGCGACCGUCAUCUGCUUGGCCAUGAUGAUUUGCAACUUUCUGGCGGCAGGGCCCUCGAUUGCCAUGGUCAACAUCACCAUGGAGUUCUUCGUUGGUGCCCAUCCAGGAAGAAACCCCAAGCUCUUCCACGAAGCUGUAGCCAAGGUUGCGUACUUUUUCACCACCUGUGCUCUCAUGCAGGGUAUUGGAAACUUUUUCUGGGUCCCUGUUGCCAACAAAUGGGGACGCCGGCCGACUUAUGUCUUUAGCUAUUUGAUCUACUUUGCCUCUGCUGUCUGGCUUUGCUUCGAGCGCUCCUACGGCGGGUUUCUUGCCGGCCGUGUCAUCAUGGGCUUUGGUGCCGGUGCUGCCGAGACAAUCGCCCCCAUCACCAUCGCCGACAUCUUCUUCCUCCACGAGCGAGGUACAGUCAUGGCUUUAUACAGCUCCUUUCUCGCUGUGGGUGUAGCCAUCGGUCUCAUCAUCUCAGGCGUCAUCACAAUCGACCACCACUGGCGUGUAAUCUUCCAAGUCGCCUCCGCCCUUGUCGGCCUCGUCCUCCUCAUCGCAUUCUUCGCCUUUCCCGAAACAGCCUACAUUCGUGAGACCCCUUCCAACAGCGACGACGACUCCUCCACCGGCACCCCCAACCAACGCUCCUCCACAGAAAAGAACCCAACUGCCACCAUCUCCGACCCUGAGUCCCGCCGUGUUGGCAGUUCCCCCCUCCCAAAGAAAGCCUCCUACCUCUCCACUCUCAAAAUCUUCCACGGGACCAUCACCCACGAGUCAUUCUUCAAACUGACCGUUCGUCCCCUCGGUCUGGUUUGCCUCCCCCCUGUCCUCUGGGCUGCCCUUGUUGAAGCCGCCACCAUUGGGUUUCUGGUUGCUAUGACAUCCAAUGUUGAGAUCGCCUACGAAGCAACCUACAGAUUCAAGUCAUGGCAGGUAGGCGUCUGCUUUGUCUCUGCUUUGGUCGGUUCGCUGGCAGGUAUACCGCUUGGUGGAUGGUGGGGAGACAAAGUAGCGGAUUACUUCACCAAGAGAAACAACGGGAUUAGAGAUCCGGAAAUGAGACUGCCGGCGAUGAUACCUGCCAUGAUCACCGCGCCGUUGGGGCUGGUGAUUUUUGGGGUGGGGAUUGAGAAGGGCUUGCAUUGGAUGGUGCCAAAUUUGGGGAUUGCGUUGUUGAAUUUUGCUAUUGUUCAGGGAACGAAUGUGGCGCUGGUGUAUGUCAUUGAUGCUUACCGGCCUGUGGCAGGGGAGAUCACACUUGCGGUCAUGGGAUUCAAGAGUUUGUUUGGGUUUUUGCUGUCGUUUUAUACGAAUACUUGGGUGCAGCAGGCGGGCUAUAUGAAUGCGUAUGGGACGAUGGCGGCGAUCUCGGCGGCGGUGUUGGUUUGCUGGGUGCCGUUGUAUUUCUGGGGGAAGACGAUUAGGCAUGUUACUUGGGGUUGGCCGGUGAUUGGGUAUAUUCAUUGGAGUGAGGAUCGGGAGGUUGGUGAGUGAGUGCUUCCAAGACAGCAGAUCAGGUACCUGCGUACAAAGAGACCAGGAGCAAUGUCGCUUCUAAAAUGUGUGGUUUGGAUUCAGUAGCUUCGAGAUUAAGAAGGUAAACAGAUUGACUGAGUAUGGCCGAUGAGGUUAUUCUCUCAUUCAACUCGACAAGUUGGUGGUGAAGUUGAAGCUUGCUUAAGGUAGUGAACUCAUGCCUUUCCG
Podospora pseudopauciseta is the source of this 3804-nucleotide messenger RNA. RefSeq lists its product as uncharacterized. Gene Ontology annotation, biological process: transmembrane transport. Gene Ontology annotation, molecular function: transmembrane transporter activity. Lineage: Eukaryota; Fungi; Ascomycota; Sordariomycetes; Sordariales; Podosporaceae. The transcript is spliced from 7 exons. The coding region runs from base 1915 to 3594 and encodes 559 amino acids. Gene Ontology annotation, cellular component: plasma membrane. The record is from RefSeq and is a predicted model, not a curated record.